AUGGCGACCUCCGGCCUCCUGUACGUGACGAUGCAGCCUCGUCCCUCCCUCCCGGCUGCCCAGUUCCACGACUGGUACAACUCCGAACACGGUCCUCUACGGCUUCGUCUCCCCUUUAUCACAAAUGGCUUCCGCUACCGAGCCGUCGACGGCGCCGAGCCCGAAUGGGUGGCCCUCUACGAUAUCACCGACAUGGACGAGCUCACGCGCGAGACGUACCUGUCCCUCCGCGGGGACACAAUCAAGACCCCGCGCGAAAAGGCGACCAUGGCCCAGAUUGAUGUGGGCCGGAAACUCUACGACCUCCUGCAGGACGAAAAGGCGCCCGACUUCAAACCGCUUGAAGACCAAGCCGAUACCACUGCCGCUGGCCACAUCCUCAUCUCGAACACUUCAACCCUCCCCGCCGACAAGGAAGACGAUCUGAAGGCUUGGUACAAGGAGGAACACAUCCCCAUGCUUGCGCGCGUGCCGGGCUGGCGCCGCAGCCGCAUCUUCGUCACGGCAUCAAUUGACCCUAAGGCCCCUCGCGAAUUCGUUGCCCUGCACGAAUUCACACCUCAGAAUGGCCUCGGCGGGCCUGAGCACAAGGCGUCCAUGGAGACUCCCUGGCGCGCCCGCGUUUCCGACUACCUGACGUCUAAAACCCGCCGUGUCUACAACUGGGCAUACACAUUCGGGCCGGCGCCACGCGAGCUCUCCUCCCUUGCGUCGCCCGAUACCAUCGGCCCCUGGUCCUCGAACGACGGCCGCACCCGUACCCUCCCCGACCAGUCUAACCCCGCCGUCGAAUCCUACAUCACUACCCCCGACGGCGUCGAGAUCCCCUACCGUCUGGAAGGCUCGACGGACCCUCACGCCCCCGUCAUAGUCCUCAGCAAUUCCAUCCUAGUGGACUACAGCAUCUGGGACUCGUUUGUGAAGACAUUCCUCGCCGACGAGCGGAACAAACAGUUCCGUAUCCUCCGCUACAACACGCGCGGCAGGUCCGCUGCUGCGGGCGAAAACCCCAUCAACAUUGACGUUUUGGCAGGCGAUAUUAUCGCUCUUCUGGACGCCCUGCGCAUCCCUCAGGCUAUCCUGAUCGGCGUGUCUCUCGGCGGUGUCACAGUCCUCAACGCUUCUCUCCUCUACCCGAACCGCGUAAAGACCUUCAUCUCCUGCGACACGAACAGCUCCGCCCCCGAGACAAACAGGAAGGCAUGGAACGACCGCGCCGCGAUUGCGGAAUCCGAGGGCGCCACGCACCCCGAGACCAAGGAGCCCGUUAUCGGCGAGGAAUUGUCCGAGGUCACGGUGCGCCGGUGGUUCACGGAGAAGUCCUACGAGACGCAGCCUGAUGUUCCCGCCAAGGUGAAGGAGGUUGUUCGCGCGAACAGCCUUGUUGGGUUCAAGAAGGCGAUGCAGGCGCUUUGCGCGUAUGAUGUGCGCGAGAGGAUGCAGAAGGCGACUGUCAAGGGACUGUUUGUCGCGGGUGACAGCGACGGCGUCCUGCCCAAAACGAUGAAGCAGAUGGCGGAGGAUUUGAAGGUCGAAGGGGGUGCCGAGUUGAAGCUUGUUCCUGGCGCUGGACAUUUGCCUAUGGUUGAGCAGCCGGAGGCAUUUAAGGGUAUUGUUAAUGAGUUCUUGCAUCAAUAG
Molecule: messenger RNA, 1638 nt
Organism: Aspergillus mulundensis
Lineage: Eukaryota; Fungi; Ascomycota; Eurotiomycetes; Eurotiales; Aspergillaceae
Product: putative alpha/beta hydrolase
Exons: 1
Coding region: 1-1638 (545 amino acids)
Source: RefSeq, a predicted model, not a curated record